Messenger RNA from Alligator sinensis (Chinese alligator), 2807 nucleotides. It is a transcript of the gene SPATS2, whose product is annotated as spermatogenesis associated serine rich 2. Gene Ontology annotation, cellular component: cytoplasm. Gene Ontology annotation, molecular function: protein binding. The record is from RefSeq and is a predicted model, not a curated record. Bases 429 to 2123 code for a protein of 564 amino acids. The transcript is spliced from 14 exons. NCBI's taxonomy places the organism in Eukaryota, Metazoa, Chordata, Crocodylia, Alligatoridae.
CGGCAGGGGAAGGCGGAGGCAGCGUUCAGCGCUAUCUGGGUGUCAAAGGUUCGAGCCCUCGCUCUGUGUCCCGGCUGUUGCAAGGAUCUCGCUUGUGUUGUGAAAAGUUUUAAGAUGCUACGGUGUUGCGGGGUGUGCGCUUCCAGAUCGUGUUGAAAGGACAGUCCAAACUGCUGCAGUCAGGCUUCCUGACAAGAAGUUGCUUUUGAGAGGAAAGAGCGAUAGUGCUUUGCUGUCUUGUCAGCAGAAUUUCUGACAACUCCUAGACCCCAUUUGCCCUCACAGCUGGGAUUUUACCAUCCCAAAACAGAUAUUUGCCACUUCCUGCUUUGAUACAAGACAACGUGUGAAUUGCAGCUGCCAGCCGCAUUAUUCAAGGGCAAGGACUGCUGCUUUUUAACUGGACAUAAAAAAACAAACACGCUGGGAUGGCCAGGAAACAGAAUCAGAAAGAUCCGUCGGGGUUCAUCUUUGACGUGCAGUCCAACACCGUGAUGGCCCAGGGAGGAACCUUUGAAAACAUGAAGGAGAAGAUCAGUGCUGUGCGUGCGAUAGUCCCCAACCGGAGCAACAACGAGAUCAUCCUUGUGCUGCAGCACUUCGAUAACUGUGUGGACAAAACAGUGCAGGCCUUUAUGGAAGGCAACGCCAGUGAAGUGUUGAAAGAAUGGACAGUAACUGGCAAGAAAAAGAACAAAAAGAAGAAAACCAAGCCCAAACCUCCAGCUGAAUCGAGUCCUGGCCUCCCGGAUCCCGGUAAAUUGGCAUCCACGGAAGAGGAGCAGUCGGCAAGCUCGGAGAAAGGCGGGAUUAACGGUUACCACGUCAACGGUUCAGCCAAUGACACGGAGUCUGUGGACUCGCUCAGCGAAGGCUUGGAUACCCUUUCAAUAGAUGCACGAGAGUUAGAGGAUUGCGAAUCCGCUGCACCUCAUGGGCCCAAUGGAACAGCAGCAUCUCAGCUCCAGAAUGGCCUAGCAGACCUUGAGACCAAGUCCUCCGUCAUGCAUUCUCCCCAGAACCCUGCGUCUCUCAGGUCACAGCCCGAGCAGAGGAACACCAGCAAGUCUCUGUUCAGGUCCACGACGAGCAACCAGUCUUCUGCUUCCUUGUCUGUAGUAGUGCUGGAAGAGGUUCCUGUUUCUCCUGCAAACAGGAAGCUAGGUUCCAAUAUUGAAAAAUCGGUGAAGGAUCUCCAGCGCUGCACCGUGUCCCUGGCCCGGUAUCGGGUGGUGGUUAAAGAGGAGAUGGAUGCCUCCAUUAAAAAAAUGAAGCAGGCCUUUGCUGAGCUGCAGAGUUGCCUGAUGGAUCGGGAGGUGGCAUUACUAGCCGAAAUGGACAAAGUCAAGGCAGAAGCAAUGGAAAUCCUGGUCAGCCGACAAAAGAAAGCAGAGGCUUUAAAGAAGAUGACGGAUGUGGCCGUGCGGAUGUCAGAGGAGCAGCUGGUCGAGCUCAGAGCUGACAUUAAGCACUUUGUUAGUGAGCGCAAGUACGAUGAAGACCUGGGGCGGGUGGCGCGGUUCACCUGCGACUUAGACACGCUCAAGAAGAGCAUCGGCUCAUUUGGCCAAGUCUCUCACCCAAAGAACAGUUACUCGACCCGCUCCCGGUGCAGCUCUGUCGCAUCCAUGUCCUUGAGCAGCCCGAGUGAAGCCUCCGCUCCCUCCACCCCUGAGUGUGCCUCUGCCUCUGCUCCAAGCCUUACGACCGGGAGCAAGAAGCCCCCACCCUCCACGGAUGCACCUGCAGCCGUAGUGAACUCCAGCAGCCGUCCAUACCAGCCUCAGCGAGAGGGAAACAGGAGACCAGGACAAGGCUACAGGCCCCAAGGCCAGCGCCACAGUGGCCCCUCCAACCCUGGCCGAUACGACCAUGCAAACCGGCCCCGGAGCGGGCCCGGGUAUCAGUCCAGCGCCAGGUACCAGAAUCCCCCAUCCCGACCUCCGGGGAGCACGAGCGAUCUCAGCCAGACUCAUUCCACAGGAGCCAACAGCACGACCCCCUCAGAGCCGCGGCAGCCCGUACCCCCGGCCCAGCUGCGGUCCUGCCCGCCCAGCACCGAGGCCAAGGGGCUCCCCCAGCGCAAGCCACGGUCCAGCCAGCCCGAGGGGGCGGGUUCCUGAGGGCGCCCGCGCUGCCUCCCCCAGAAGCUCGGCUCCGUAGCAGGACUGUAGGGAAGUAGCUAGAUGUUAACGAAGGAAAGUUUACACUUCUCAAUUUUGUGCCACUUUUCUUCCUUCUCCCUUUGCCUCCUUUCUUCUCUUCCUCGUGGAAGCUACGUAACACGUCUCCCCUGUGCCUGUUGGGAAAAGCCCUGAUGCUGCUACAUCUGCCAGGCAUCCCCAACCCAGGUGGGUUCUCUUCCUUCUGGGCCAGCCCACCUCUUAGCCAAAAACCCACCUGCCAGAGUCCUCCUACAAGCCAGUCCCAGGGCUUCCGGUCUGCGCUCUGCUGGCCAGGUCAUCCUUAGAGCAGCAGACUGCUCGUGCUGGCAAUGAAGACAGCUGCUGUGCAACCCCGGGCGGGCUGGGCAGACCGGAGAGGGCUGUGGGGAGCUGCUCCUCCGAGCCCCACGCUUCUGAACUGGGGCAGCCACGUCUUCAAAAGACUGGAAAGCUUUCACGUCUAAACAUAGGUGUUCCCUGGUUUUAUGUUUGGGGCGGUCUCUUCUUUGCCCCCAGCCCCACCUGGCCCUGAAACUAAAUUUCUAGCAAUACCAAUUAGCAGAGCUAAUCCUAGGUGAGACCAGUCGAAGCGCUACCCUCGUUCUUUAUCGUUGUACAAAUAAAGACGAUGUACAUGUUGAA